Messenger RNA from Aplysia californica (California sea hare), 2987 nucleotides. RefSeq names its product calcium-activated chloride channel regulator 4A. NCBI's taxonomy places the organism in Eukaryota, Metazoa, Mollusca, Gastropoda, Aplysiida, Aplysiidae. The record is from RefSeq and is a predicted model, not a curated record.
CCAACGCUGUGUGAUUUAUGAAGUGCUAUGAAUAAAUGUUAUUCCUAGCGUGUUAGUGACUUCGAAACUUUUCGAUGUGAGUGAAGUUUGUGACUUAUUCAUUGGCGCAGGCAAAAAUGAUUGACCCAGAAUCAACGACAAGGAACUUAAGUACGCCUACCUAGAUCAGUGAAAUGACUUUUAAAAGUUUCUUUACCAAAGAUAACCAAUCGGUUUAGCGGUAAAAACUUGAAGGGAGUGCGAAAAAGGAGGACAAGACUGCAAAAACAAUCAUGGCUAUGUCUCGACUACAGACUAUUCUUGUUCAUGCUUUCAUCCUGUGGAUCAUGACCAGCACAACUCGAGCGGUUGUCCGACCCACAGCUAUCACGAUCGAGGACAACGGCUACAAGAAUGUGCUGGUGGCGAUUCAUCCAUCGACCAAGGAGAGCAGUUCUUUGGUCGAUUACAUAAAGAAAAUGUUCACAGAAGGCUCCAUUUACUUAUACAAUGCCACAGAGAAGAGGGCAUAUUUCCAUGACGUCACAAUCCUAGUACCCAACACCUGGGCAGACAACGCCGCCUACCAACAAGCCACGUCAGAACUCUACAGCAACGCGGACGUUGUCGUACGGGACUUCUUUGGAGGUCUGAACGCCCCACGGGACAUCCAUGACACUACGCCGAAGUUCAAGGUCGUUCGUCUUACUUCCUCUCGCCGUAUGGUCAUGGCCAUAGACACCUCGGGAAGCAUGCAGGACGACGAGAAACUUAUCAAGGCCAGGCAGGCGGCGACCAGUUUCAUUGAAGACGGUCUGGAUGACGGAGCCUCGGUGGGCGUCAUCUCCUUUGCUAAAGAGGUCAAGGUCAUGUCUCCGCUUGUCAAGGUCGACUCAAAGGAGAGCAGGAAAAACGUCACAAGAAAGCUUCCAACAGAGACUGGAGGAGAGACGUGUAUUGGCGCUGCCUUGUUGAAGGCGAUAGAGCUGUUCAAGAGACAUGACGAGAACGCGACUGACGCCUUCAUCGUGCUCAUCACAGACGGCCAGGAGACGUCUGCGCCGACCGUUGAUGACGUCCUAGACAAGGUCAAGGCCGCGGGGGCUGUUGUCAGUGUCAUCACAUUUUCGGACGAUGAAGACAAAAAUCUGGAGAGGCUGGCGCAGAGGACAGAUAAUGAGCCAAGCCACAAUCCUGAAACAAGGGGCGGUAAUGCAAGGCAGCUUUCUAGUGGACGAAAGCCUGGGGAAACGAACACGAGUUAUCUUCACCUAUACAGACCAACUUCCAACCAUCAGAGUGACGUCACCGACUGAUCGAAUCUACUGCUCGCUAUACCCAGAAUACGAACACGACCCGUUCCUCAAACGGGUUAAAAUAACUAUCCCAUUCUCUGCUGAGAAUGGCCGCUGGUCUUACUCCAUCCGCAACGAGAAGAGUUAUCGAGAGAAAGUGUCCAUCAUGGUUUUGUCCUCGAGUGUAAGCAAUGACAGAAUGCACCUACGCUUUACCGGAUCCAUCUUGGUUCAGAACGACACUUGGCCCAUCCGGUCACGGAUCGUGGCUGAGGCCACUCGCGGGGAGCGUCCAGUAAAGAAUCUGAAGGUGGUGGCCACUGUAGAUCGCCCCAGCGCCGAGCCUGUCACUUUGGAGCUCUUUGAUCAGGGCGCGGGAGCGGACAUAGUCAAAGAUGAUGGCCUCUACUCCCGCUACUUCACCCGCUUCACGGCUGACGGUCGCUACACGGUGAGGAUAGAGAUGAUGACGUCUGAGGGCGAUGUGCUGGUCACGGGAGAUAUGGAUUUCAAAAUGGCGUCCUUCGUAGCUUCCGCCUACGCUGGCAGUGUCCACGUGACCCACCCGCGUCUGAUCGGUCCCCAUCACUCUGAGGUCAUACCUGACGUCACAGUGGACGAGUACCCGCCCAUGCGCAUCACGGACCUGAGGGUCUUGCAUACGGAGCGAAUCAACGGCAGUGGCAUUGUUGUUCUGGCCUGGACGGCGCCUGGUGAUGACGCAGAUAUUGACACAGCGGAGUCGUACACAAUAGUCGUCACGCCCCGCGCAGAGGACCAGGUCGGUGCACAGCGGAAGUCCCUUCCCGCCAUUCCUCCCUCAGCAGUUCUCAAAGGCAGUCUGGACAACCCAAAACCGUUCGGAGAGCGGGAAGAGAUGGUGGUGCAGAUGGACGUCCCGAAAGGCCAGAAUGUCAGUCUGGUGUUCUCCAUCUUCGCUGAGGACGAGUCCGGAAACAAAGGUGAACUCUCCAACUUGGUGACAGUUGGUUUCGGAUUCGUUCCCGACUUGACCACUCGUGAGUACCUGAGCGAAGAUCACAGCGAAGUGGCCAAGGACGCCAAAGAAGCGCCACAUUCCCAGAAAAUCGUCAUCGCAGGUUUUGUGGGCUCUGUUGUUGUCGUGUUGGUCUUGACUGUAGUGAUCUCGAUCAUAAUUCAAGUGGUGCAGAACAAAAAGAAGAAAACCAAAGACGCAUUUGAAGAAGGUAAUAAAAAGAGUUUUGUCAUCUGAGUCUAGCAUUCGCAGGAACCUAUUGCUGAAAUUGUGCAAAUGUUUUUGUUAAAAUAAUGCUUAGUAUAUUUUUUGUCAUAUAGGGCUAUUUUACAGUAUUGGAGAUAUUACACUGUAAGACAUCGUGGUGAAAUCAGGCGCUCAUCAAAAUAAUGAAAUCGAAGAAAAUAGCAUUUUCCAGCUGCUUUAGCAAAUUUGUUCAAAUUUUUAUUUUUUAGCUCAACACCUUUUAGAUCUAUGUUCAUUUAGAAGCGAACUUGAAUGCAGAUUUUACUGAUAAAAACGUUGUCUAGGGACACAAACAUGUAGAAUAUUCAUUUUUCAAGUACUCUCAAUCCAUGUAAUGUACAAAACUUAGGCGUUCAUUUUCUCGAUAAUUUUACCUCUCACACUAGGUGACCCCACCCCCUUCAAUUGCAAGUAUUUCCACUUCUGUUUAUCAUAGAUGGGUACUUUUUUGCCAAAUGCAAGACAAAAAA